GUGAGUGAAGUGAAGAAGGAAGGAAAAAAAAAAACGUAGAAUGUAGAAUGGAGAAUCGUGAGAGAAGUGGAAGGAUCGUAGAGUUCGCAUGUCACAAUUUGCAGUUGGCGGAAUAUAAUAUAUUAUGGUGUGUGGGCAUUGGAUGCUGUAACUGUAACUACAGUUUUGCCAAAGUGUUUCCUUGGUCUGAUAAUUUGAUGGAAAAGAUAGGUGCUGAGCUUCAAAGUGAUGCUGAUUUUGUGUCAGAUCCUGCUCAGACAUGUUCUGGAAAUGAAAAAGGUGAGAAUGCCUCCUUGAUUAUGAUUCCCCAAUCCAGAAAACCUACCCUCUCCUCGCUGCAAAUACCAGCAUGGUCACUGGAUAUUGCAUUAUCUUCUUUUGCAAAGACGGAUGGUCCUUCAGUUUCAAUGUCAAGUCCUGGUUCCAUUAGAGGACUUCCCCCAAGGCCAAAUUCAGCUAAAGUCAGAUCUUCCAUGAGAAGUUUACUUCCCCAGAGAAGCUUCAGGACAAAAACUUGUUCCCCUGAUACUGAAAGGACAGUUCUUGUAGUUCCUGAUACUCCCCCAUCAGAUGCUCCUUUGGAUAAACCUUCCACUUCGAGGUCGUUGUUGCUUAAUAAUAAGGUCUUCUUCUCCCCAUCAGCAAAAGCUGCACAUUCAUUACCAGUUACUCCAAUUGCAACUUCAGGUGCAGAGAAUGUACACGGAAGACAUCCACUGUGUGAUUCUGGUUUAAGGACAAUGGAAGUUCAGCAGCAUAUGACUCGAUCAUUUUCAGUUCCAGUUAAUGGCAAAGCCACUAAGUUAAAGCGUACAGAUUCUAGGGGACUGAUUCGUGUAAUUUCAGCAAAACCACAUCUUGAAACUGUUGGUGGAGCCUCAACUGAUGAUGCUUCGGUUCCAGAGAUUGCCAUUGAAGAUGAUACUGAGGAUAUUCCAGAGGAAGAAGCAGUUUGUAGGAUUUGUUUGGUGGAGCUUGGGGAAGGAGGGAUUACUCUUAAGAUGGAAUGCAGUUGUAAAGGUGAUCUUGCACUUGCUCACCAAGACUGUGCUGUAAAGUGGUUUAGUAUUAAAGGAAACAGAACCUGUGAUGUCUGCAAGCAGGAAGUCCAAAACCUCCCAGUAACACUGUUGAAAAUUUAUAAUCCUCAAACUGCUGCUAGGCAGCCAUCAAAUGUGCCACAACAGAGAGAAAUAGCUUAUUACAGGAUCUGGCAGGAUGUACCAGUGCUUAUCUUGGUCAGCAUGCUUGCUUACUUUUGCUUUCUAGAGCAACUACUGGUUUCAGAUUUGGGUCCUCGUGCUAUUGCCAUUGCAUUACCUUUCUCCUGCGUUUUAGGUUUCCUUUCCUCUAUGAUUGCGUCAACCAUGGUGAGCAGGAGCUACGUGUGGGCUUAUGCUUGCUUCCAGUUUGCAAUUCUGAUCAUGUUUGCUCAUGUAUUUUAUACUAUUCUUGAUUUCAAUGCAAUUCUCUCCAUUCUCCUUUCCUCAUUCACUGGAUUUGGGAUUGCAAUCAGUAUGAAUUCUCUCAUCAUGGAAUAUAUUAGAUGGAGAGCAAGUAGGCAGAUUCGAUCUUCAAAUGAGAAUGUUAACAGGACAGAGCAGCAGCGCCGUGACCAUGUACAACAACAGGAGCAGGAAGAUCAAGGACAGCAUCAUCAAUGACAGUUACUCCUCCCACAACAGUUUAAACAACUAAUUCAGAAUUUUGUUCUCUUCAUUUAUUUUACCUAAUUUUCCAUGCUACAAAUACAAGGAUUUACACUCACUGGUGUGAACCAAGGUAUUUGAAUGCACCGUUAAAUACAGUUAAACGUUACUUUCAUAUUCUCUUUCCUUUUCCUGACAAACUAUACUGUAAACUUAAUUCUACCCUAUCAGUGAAAG
Gastrolobium bilobum is the source of this 1886-nucleotide messenger RNA. RefSeq lists its product as uncharacterized. Lineage: Eukaryota; Viridiplantae; Streptophyta; Magnoliopsida; Fabales; Fabaceae. The record is from RefSeq and is a predicted model, not a curated record. The transcript has 9 exons. The coding region runs from base 48 to 1664 and encodes 538 amino acids. Gene Ontology annotation, molecular function: zinc ion binding.